AAAAUUUAAUACUAAUCCACUUCUGAAGGGGCCAAAGGAACUUUUCCCCUCAUCCUUUCUUUCCUUCCUUCCUUCUUUGUUUCUUAUCACAGCUUUUUCGGGUCUAUCAGAAAACCAACGACACCAGAUCUGCUCCUUCCUUUUUCCUUUCCCUAAAAAUGCCCUCAGAUCAGAUCGUACUACUACUGUUUCCGUGUCUCUGCUUCCAUACGUCGCCGUUUUGAGGAAUCUAAAAACAGGACAGACUCAGAUCUGCUAACGUAAUUAUAAUUUUUCACGUCAGGGAAAAAAAUUAGCAAAUUCCGAAUAUUUUCUGUAAAGGGAAGGAAAAAAAAGAGAAAUUUGAAUUUAAUUAAAAAAAAAAGUCAAACGAUGGAUUUGGAUGAAUUUCGGGUGGUAUUAUCGAAAUCGAAAGUCGAUGUAUGGUCGUUGAUUGAGGCGGCGAUUACGGUGGCGGGGAUAGACUACAGCGAGGAGUUGAAGGAUCGGCGGGAUAAAAUCGUCGAGAAGCUUUACUUUCCGAGCCCCUCCGGUCAAGUUUGCCGGAACUGCCACUCGAACGACGUCGGGGACGAUUAUCUUCAGCCACCGAGCCAGAAGCAGCACCAGCAGCAGCAGGAAAAGGAAAAGGACAAAGAGCAAAAUCGGAAUCAAAGUCAUCGGAGUAGUAGUAGUAAUAGUAAGAGUCCGUUGACUCCGGAAUCGAGUCAUGGAAACGAUGAAAAUGAAGAUGAAGAUAAUGAGAUCGAUCCUUACGGAGGAUUAUUCGACGAUGAGCAGACGAAAAUUGUCAAAGUUCGAGAACUGCUCGAAGAUCCAGACCAGAGUGAAGAAAGUGUGGUUGAGUUAUUGCAAACUUUAGUGGAUAUGGAUAUUACUUUCACAGCUCUUCAGGAAACUGACAUAGGGAGAGUUGUGAGUGGAUUCCGGAAACAACAUCCUUCUAAUGAAGUUCGAAAAUUAGCAAAGUUACUCGUCAGAAAUUGGAAGGAAACUGUAGAUGAAUGGGUGAGGUUGAAUCAGCCUGAUCAAGGAUCAGUAGCCCUCAUUGCUGAUGGUGAUUCACCUCAACAAAAUAUUCAACCAAAAACUCAGCAAAAUGGUCAUCAUCAGGGGUCUGAAUUUGGGUAUUCUCCAAACCCGCGAAAUGGGGGUUCUAGUUCAGAAAAGAAUUACUCCGAACCACAGACAAAGCCAAAACCGGCUCCUCCAAGAGAAGCUUCAUCAAGACCACCACAAUCAGUUCACAAAUCUGCUUCUGCCCCUCCUCCAAGUAGAUCAAAGGAACCAACCAUAGAUCUUGAAAAGCUAAAUUCAGCAAGAAGGCGGCUGCAUGAGAAUUACCAAGAAGCUGAAAAUGCCAAAAAGCAAAGGACAAUACAAGUGAUGGAUAUCCAUGAGUUGCCAAAACCAAAGAAUGCCUUCUUUGGCAAGAACAAAGGCGGCUUUCAGGGGAGGCAUCAUCGCUGAUUUGUCAGUUAAUGUUGGAACAAGAAAUUGCGAGACCUCCCGCUUUCCUCCUGUUGUUGUGAAAUCUAAUGGGGUUUUGCCAAAAAGUGGCUAAAUCCGUUCUGCAUUUUUAUCACCACUAAACCAAGACAAUAUUUUUGAUUACCACUACUAGUCUUAUUUACUAUCUUGGUAUAUAACUAAAGAGUAAUAGCAACUCAUAGGGUGCUGCUUGCUCUCCUAAAUCUGUGCAUAAAUUUUUAUUCACAAAAAACAAAGGAAAAGCUAUGACUAUUUUUCUAACUAUUCUCUUGAUUUUUCAUGGUUUUGAAAACAUUUUUUUGAAGUUUGGCAAAUGAAAUUAACUCCUUUUGAUAUUUUUUUUCCUCAAAAAAGUUAUUUUUAUUUGCUAUUCCACUACUAUACGGUCUCUCUGUUCCAAAUUAUUCAUGACAUUUUAGGAUUUUUAACUUUAUUUUGAAGAAUAGAGGUUUGACGGUGAUAUUAGUGAAUUUGUUUUUAAAUUUACACUCAAAAAUUCAAAUUUCAAAAUUGAAUUCAGCUUGAAAUAUAGAUAAAGGUGGAGAUAACAUUGAAAGAAGAAAUUGAAAGCGGUAAGAUAAACAUUUUGGAACAUCUCAAAAUGAAAAAUAUGACACAUUUGAAUGGUUUAUUAGUUGAAAUCUUACCCGUUAUGGUAUUCAAAUGGAUGGUUAGGAAAUUUUAAAGUUAGUUUAUUUUAGGUACAUUUUGGAAGGAACAGCGAAAGACAAUAAUGUUUAUAUUGCAUCUAGUGAAUCAAUUACCAAAAUAUGUUUCCUCUUUGUACAAAAAAAAUUAUAAAGUUGUAAUACAUUUACUGCCUAA
Molecule: messenger RNA, 2316 nt
Organism: Coffea arabica (coffee)
Lineage: Eukaryota; Viridiplantae; Streptophyta; Magnoliopsida; Gentianales; Rubiaceae
Product: probable mediator of RNA polymerase II transcription subunit 26c
Cellular component (GO): nucleus
Source: RefSeq, a predicted model, not a curated record